AUGUCCGCCCACGUCCAGUGCACCACGCACUUCCUCGCCACCGGUGACUACUGCCCUAUCUGCGAUUUGUAUAACAUUGAUAUUUUCCUCUUCAUGGCGAAUUGGGCGUGGGAUAGGCGGCCGAACAUUACGCUAUUCAAGGAGGACUCGAAGAUAUUCUGGUGGAAGAGGGGCAGGAAGAAUAAGUUGAAGAAUGUCAUCAUUGAGGGGCCGAAGGCGGGGAGGGAUCCGUGCUGGCAUUAG
Molecule: messenger RNA, 243 nt
Organism: Morchella sextelata
Lineage: Eukaryota; Fungi; Ascomycota; Pezizomycetes; Pezizales; Morchellaceae
Exons: 1
Coding region: 1-243 (80 amino acids)
Source: RefSeq, a predicted model, not a curated record